Ruditapes philippinarum (Manila clam) is the source of this 2147-nucleotide messenger RNA. Its product is annotated as microfibril-associated glycoprotein 4-like. The transcript is spliced from 8 exons. Lineage: Eukaryota; Metazoa; Mollusca; Bivalvia; Venerida; Veneridae. The coding region runs from base 270 to 1337 and encodes 355 amino acids. The record is from RefSeq and is a predicted model, not a curated record.
GUAACUUUAGAUACAUGUUUAUUGUUACAAUUGAAGUUGAUGGAAGUUGGUCUGUUUGGUCACCAUGGUCAUCAUGUGAUGUCACUUGCGGAAUAGGAUCUAUAUUACGCCACCGCACAUGCACCAAUCCAGCACCGCAAAAUGGCGGUCUUGACUGUCCAGGGAAAGGAAGAGAGCUUAAACCUUGUAAGCUGAAGUUAUGUCCAGUACAUGGUGGUUGGAGUUCAUAGGAUAUUUGGGGAAAAUGUUCAGCAACUUGUGGUGUAGGAAUGCGAACUCGUAGACGACUGUGUACAAAUCCACGUCCACAGCGUUUCGGGGACCAUUGUUUUGGAGACAAUAUUGAAGAUGAAUUAUGUAACAAUGGAACUUGUGCAGUUAAUGGUGGAUGGACUGACUGGUCAAAAUGGGGACAAUGUUCGGUUUCUUGUGGCGUCGGGCUUCAAAGUCGAACUCGUUCUUGUACAGACCCAACUCCAGACAAUGGUGGUCUCCAUUGCAUUGGGCAAAACCUAAAAGACCAAUUGUGUUACAAAGGAUUGUGUGUCGGAGUGUGGACAAACUGGAAUGAUUGGAGUGAAGGUUGCUCAUCAGGAGUACAAACAAGAAACAGGACAUGCUUGAAGAAUUUAUUUAGCGGUGGUUGCGAAGGAGACUUAACAGAAAAAAAGAAAUGCGACAUCCCAGAAACCUACAAAGAUUGCUAUGAAAUAAAAGAGAACACCGAUAUACGUAAAGACGGAGUAUAUAAUGUAACACUAUGGAAGUCAAAGCUGAUAAUACCCGUGUUCUGUGAUUUUGAAACAGAUGGCGGUGGAUGGACGGUUUUUCAAAAACGUUUCGACGGAAGUAUUGAUUUCUAUAAGUCAUUUAUUGAUUUUGAAAGAGGAUUUGGUUCAGUUGACAGUGAAUUUUGGUUGGGCCUUUCGCAUAUUUACGAAAUGGUAUCACUAGGAAAAACGGAGUUAAGACUGGAUCUGAAAGCUGCUGAUGGAACAUCUGUAUACGAAACAUUCCAGAACUUUCGACUGGGAAAACAGCCGUAUUAUACGCUUCAUAUUGACAAAGGAAUUGGAAAUUCAGGUGAUGGUUUGUCUUACCAUAAUGGUAUGCACUUCACAGCUUUCGAUAAUGACCGGGAUACAUAUGGAGGUAAUUGCGCAGUCCUGGAUCGAGGUGGUUGGUGGUAUAACAAAUGUACUGAUGCCAAUUUAAACGGAGAAUACGUUACUCCUGGCACCCAACGACCUGGCAGAGCCUUUGGUGGCAUGAUAUAUUACCCUUUUAAAAAAACAGAAUCGCUAAGAUCAUCUAAAAUGAUGUUUCGGCGUGUUUAGACAAUAAAACAUCAUGUUGUGUAUUCGUAUGACGUUAGGGGUUCUACAGUAAUGAUGACCUGUAAAUCGGUGUAAAAUGGUUGACAAUGCAAACAUACAUGUUACUAAGUACAUAAAAAGUCAUGGUUAUAUUGGUUAUACUUUCUAUGUUCUCACUGAAAACUCACAAUAAAAAAACGAAAUCAGAAAUAAAGUUAAAAAUAAGAAUUAAAACUUUCAGCAAACAUAAACUCUUUUGAGUUGCAAAUAUAUUUCGAAAAACUGAAUACAGCAACGAAUUAAAGCAGCGGUCUGAUUGAAUUGUGUUUAAGUAUCUGUAUGUUCAUAACUAAAUACCAAUACAGUUGGUUGAAACUUAAUAGCUUAACCAGAAAAAUGUUAUAAACCUUUAGAAUUAUUUGACUUUGCAAAGCGUGUAUUUGCAUUAUCUGUUUUCAACGUGGAUACAUAUUGAUACUUGGCAAAGUGUUUUCUGUUAACCAGCGCUAAGUUAUAAGACUUGGUCAAGCAUGUUUUUGUUGUUGUUUUUGUUGUUGUUGUUGUUAUUGUUGUCGUUGGGGGUUGUUGUUUUAUAUAUACAUAUCUACAAACAAAACUGUUAGACUUGGCAAAGUGUUUUCUUUUAUUUCCUUUAAGAAAUGUUCAAAAUUAUUAAAUUUCGUAAACGUAUUCUUUCAUUUUCUUUUGUAAGUGUGUAAAUGCACUAGACUUUGUAAAACGUUUUCUUUCUCUUGUUUAUGUGCAAAAUCAUUAGACCCGAUUGUAUGUUUUACAUUUUUUAUGUUUUAUUUUUGAUUCACUUUUAUUCGG